Molecule: messenger RNA, 1671 nt
Organism: Musca vetustissima
Lineage: Eukaryota; Metazoa; Arthropoda; Insecta; Diptera; Muscidae
Product: phosphoacetylglucosamine mutase-like
Exons: 3
Coding region: 8-1657 (549 amino acids)
Biological process (GO): carbohydrate metabolic process; UDP-N-acetylglucosamine biosynthetic process
Molecular function (GO): phosphoacetylglucosamine mutase activity; magnesium ion binding
Source: RefSeq, a predicted model, not a curated record
AAUCACAAUGUCGAUUAAUUUGCGAACAGUAUAUGCUUUUGCUCGGGAAAUGUAUCAAAAGAAAUCGAACGAUCCCAUACAGUAUGGAACAGCUGGAUUCCGUGGAAAAGCUGAAAAUCUGGACAGCGUCAUGUUUCGUAUGGGAGUUUUGGCAACCCUAAGAUCUCGCGUACUUGGCGGCGCUGUCAUUGGUGUUAUGAUUACUGCUUCACAUAAUCCUGAACCCGAUAAUGGUGUUAAACUUAUUGACCCCAAAGGAGAAAUGUUAGAUCCCAGUUGGGAAUCUAUUGCCACAGAGUUAGCCAAUGUCACCGACCAAGAACUUGAAGAACAAGUUGGAAAAAUUAUCAAAGAGAAUAGCAUUGAUGUUAGUUCCUCAUCGAAUGUUUAUGUAGGAAUGGAUAAUCGUUAUCAUAGCCCACGCCUAUUAAAGGCCGUUGCUGAUGGUGUUAUUGCUUUGAAGGGAAACGUUAAAGAAUUUGGAAUUGUAACAACGCCAAUGAUGCAUUACUAUGUGGUGGCUGCCAAUACCAAAGGUGCCUAUGGACAGCCAACUGAGGAGGGCUACUAUACCAAGCUCAUUACAGCUUUCAAUGCUCUACGCGGUGAUAAAUUAGAAAACGGCAAUUACAAAAACCUGGUAUUGUUUGAUGGUGCCAAUGGUGUCGGGGCACGUAAAAUGUUACAGUUCAUCAAAAGGAUGAACAACACCCUACAAGUUGAUGUCUUCAACAAAGGCGAUGGAAGAAUUAACCAGGAUUGUGGUGCUGAUCAUGUUAAGGUACAACAAAAAGUCCCCAUAUGUAUGCCGAAGGCUGAACCUAACACACGGUGUGUCAGUGUGGAUGGUGAUGCGGAUCGUAUAGUAUACUUCUUCACCGAUGAGAAUGGUGUCUUCCAUUUAUUGGAUGGCGAUCGCAUUGCUACCUUAAUCGCCGAUUAUCUUAUGGACAUGGUCAAGAAAUGUGGAUUGGAACUAAACUUGGGUCUGGUACAAACAGCCUAUGCAAAUGGUGCUUCCACUGAUUAUAUUGUUAACAAAUUAAAAGUACCAGUUGCGUGUGUUCCAACUGGUGUUAAACAUUUACAUCACAAAGCUCUGGAAUUUGAUAUUGGUGUUUACUUUGAAGCCAAUGGUCACGGCACAGUUAUAUUCAGUGACAAUGCCAAAACUUUAAUAAAAAAGGCGGCGGACGAAGGAAAUGCUGAGGCAAAACAAUUCUUACUGAUUAUCGACGUCAUAAAUGAGACAGUUGGCGAUGCCAUAUCAGAUAUGCUACUGGUGGAAACUAUUCUAAAUCAUAAAGGUUGGGAUGUCAAGGAUUGGCUAGGUUGUUACGAUGAUUUGCCCAAUUUGCAAUUAAAAAUUAAAGUGCAAGAUCGCAAUGUCAUAACGACAACCGAUGCUGAGAGAGUUUGUGUAACUCCUGUUGGCUUACAGGAAGCAAUAAAUGAAGCAGUAGCUAACUAUAAACGUGGUCGUUCAUUUGUGCGGCCAUCAGGCACUGAAGACGUUGUUCGUGUCUAUGCUGAAGCAGCAACGAAAGAGGAUUGUGAAAGUUUGGCCUAUGAUGUCGGCAUUUUGGUACAUAAGAUGGCUGGUGGUGUUGGGCCAGAGUUGGUGCACCCAAACAGUUCUGUUAAAGCUCACUUCUAAAAGCUCAUGAAUUU